This is a messenger RNA of Esox lucius (northern pike), 3270 nucleotides long. Its product is annotated as prostaglandin reductase 3. Lineage: Eukaryota; Metazoa; Chordata; Actinopteri; Esociformes; Esocidae. Gene Ontology annotation, molecular function: zinc ion binding; oxidoreductase activity. The transcript is spliced from 2 exons. The record is from RefSeq and is a predicted model, not a curated record. The coding region runs from base 309 to 1520 and encodes 403 amino acids. Gene Ontology annotation, cellular component: mitochondrion.
GUGAGUGUCGUGUCCGGGAAGGGGAGGGACUCGGGAGACAAGCCGCUACGGUAACAGUUUGGCUGCCGCUACGAGGUUACGCCGUGCUAAAACCUUGGCUAGUUGUCAUUAAUGCAAACAUUCUCAAACACAUUACAGCGUGUCGACCUCUGCAAUAAAACUACGCGGGUAAUAUAGUGUUUUAAUUACAUCGCACUAUUGUUAUUCUGAGGAAAAGACUAGCAUAGGCUAACGAUAAGCAUAGCCAUAUUGCUAUCAAUGCACAGCCAGUGCCCGUGAACUUUAACACAUUUUCCCUCCCUGGUGCAAUGUCCACCUCUUUCUUAUUGAGAAACGGCAGGAGGGCGAUUUCGAUUAUCAGCGGGGGGCGCAGAGGAACCGACGCGCUUUCUGGAGUCAAUUUCAUAUCGCGCCACUUCAUCAUAGAUUUGUCAUACUCCACGCACUUCAUGGAUUUUAAAGGCUCUUCCAUACCAAGCUCCAUGAAAAAGCUGGUCGUAACGAAGCUUAGCCAAAAUUUCAGAGACGCUGUUGCCUUGCAAACUGUACCAGUCCCGACACCUGGCGACGGAGAAUUGCUUGUCAGAAAUCGAUUCGUAGGAAUCAACGCCUCCGACAUCAACUACUCUGCGGGCCGCUAUGACCCCACGCUGAAGCCGCCAUUCGAAGUCGGGUUCGAGGGCAUCGGCGAGGUGGUUGGACUCGGCCUGAGCGCCAGCGCCCACCACACAGUCGGCGACACCGUGGCCUACUUCUACGACGGGGCCUUCGCAGAGUACACCCUGAUACCCGCGAAAAAGAGCGUUCCCGUUCCCUCGGUGAAGCCGGAGUUCCUCACCCUCCUGGUGAGCGGUGCCACGGCCUACAUCGCCAUGAAGAAGCUCGGUGACCUAGCGGCUGGCCAGACGGUGCUGGUGACGGCCGCUGGCGGCGGCACAGGGCAGUUUGCUGUUCAGUUCGCCAAGCAGGCCGGAUGCCAUGUCGUGGGCACUUGCUCGUCCAACGAGAAGGCCGGCUUUCUGAAGACCAUCGGCUGCGACAGGCCCAUCGUCUAUACAUCUGAGGACCUGGCCACCACGCUGCGCAAGGAGUACCCCCGAGGCGUGGACGUGGUGUACGAGUCGGUAGGCGGCAGUACCUUCGACCUGGCGGUCAACUGUCUGGCUAAUAAAGGCAGACUAAUUGUGAUAGGGUUCAUAUCGGGGUACCAGACGGCAUCGGGUAUCCCCACCAUCCGAGGGGGGACACUGCCUGUUAAGUUGCUCCAGAAGUCGGCCAGCAUAAGGGGCUUUUUCCUACCUCACUUCCUGGGGGACUACAAGGAGGCAAUGGGGAACAUGAUGCAUUCAUUCGCCAAGGGGAAGCUAGUGUGCGAGGUGGACUGUGGGGACCUGGCCCCUGAGGGCCGUUUUGUGGGGCUAGAGUCUGUCUUUAGAGCAGUGGAGUACAUGUACGCAGGGAAAAAUGUUGGAAAGGUGGUGGUGGAGUUAGGUUCACCAUCUCUGGACAGCAAACUGUGACUUGCCUUAAUGUGAAUGUACUGGAGUAGCAAAUGAAAUGUACUAAUGAAAAGAGAAUAAUAAAAUGAGUGAAUGAAAAGAGAAUUUGAAAAGGAAAUUAUCCAAACAGUGAAAAGGGACAUUCAGUCAAUAUAUUUUUUCACUGUUUAUUUUACCUAAUGAAGUUAUUUUAUUAUUGUAACGUGGUAUGUUAGGGACCGUUCCUUGUAUAAAAGUUCUGAAGCGAAGCCAACUGGUUCUUUAGGUGAACGAAUAUCAUCCUGAAGACCAUUGCUGUAAAACCAAGAUGGUGUAAAACCACAUUGAGCAACCCUCUAGAUCCUUUUCCAAGCUUACAAAUCUCACACAAAUGUUUUCAAUAGUCCUGUGCUCAAGGAUGGAACUCGAAUUUUAACAUCCUCUAAUUUAUGGUAACAAUAACAAGGCAGUAUUCAGUCACACUGUGACUGCAUUGACGGUCCACAACCUAGGCAUGAUUUGACAAUGUACUGACAUAUCACCUGUAAAUGUCCCUGUAUUUAUACAGGAAAACUACAAUGUUGAAUAAUGAUCACAUUAUAUUACAUGUUUAAACCUGUCAUUGUUUUCACAUAUAGUAGCAAGCAAGGCUAGUGUAUAUGGCCCAUUUGUCAAAGACACACAGUGUCUACUUAAAUAUAUACAAAUGUGGGGGCCCUGAAUGCACCAGAAGUGAAGUUGUGCCUCAGGUAGCUGGGUCACUUGACAGACCAUGGUUCAAAUCCAGAACUCGGAUUGGCCUAGGGGUCCCACAAAGGGAAAUGCAAUUGGCUGUCCCAGUCCGGGUUGGGGGGGGGGGGGUAGUUUGAUUUAGAAGCCUUGCUACGUCACUCUCAAGCUUCUUCUUUUGGCAGCUUGGGUGCCUGGGAGCUCAAUCAAGAUAGAAGGCUGGAGAGUGCGUUCCUUCCGGCAUGUAAGCAUUCCCGUCUAUACUUCCUGGUUGAGUGAGCAGCAUGACAAGACCCAGAACGUCAACUGAUGUGAUUUGCAAGACACUCAUCUUGACAUCGACUGUUCCACUGGGAGUUGCUGCAAUAAAGCAGGGCCUUGAUCAAGAAUUGGAUGUCAUGAAAUUGGUGACAAAAACAGGGUAAAAGUAAAAAAAAAAAAAUACAGAAUCAGGUGGAAAAGCAUUAUAUUCUAAUUAACAAAUCAAUAGCACUUUUGCAAAUAUCUCUUAAAUGUAUCUUAAAGAUAAAUAAUUGUCUUAAAGAAAAUCUAAAUCAAGUUUGUUUUGUAGCACAGUCGGUAGUCAGAAGUAAAGCAGCAUUUGUAGCAUUUGGUAUUUUAUAGCAGGUUUGUUGCUGAUAGAAACAGCAUCCCAUAAUCCAUCUUUCCAUUCACAUGCCCCAAGCCGCACAUAAUAAAAUAUUAGUCUAGCUAACCAGAACUGGGGUUGAAAAUACCAUUAGUUUUUCCCCACAACAAGCAGAAAGUCACUUAUAUUAAAUGUCUUCUUGAAUGUCCUUUGACAUCAGUUUCAUUUCUUUAUCUUUUGUUUGUCUUUGUUAUUUUUACAAUGAGGAUCUGGUUCAAAUUUUUUGGAGUUUCUUAUAACUAACUGUUGUGUUCUAGCAAUUUGUAUUGCAAGUAGUUUAUAUAAAAAUGUUGAAUGAAAUAUAGAACCUGUUUAAGCUAAAUAUCAUGAUAUGGCCUUGUGAGGGGCAGAUGGGAGCCUUGGAAAGAUGUUGGGAAAAGGCCUUUUCAAAUAAUUAAAAAUAUUCCAAAUUAA